GGGUAAUAGUCUGACCGGCGAAGUGUCUCAAUUCGCGACUCCUCCUUUUCCCUCGCUGCCCGUGCACCGCCCCGUGACACACACAACUGCUGCCGCAAAGGCACCGGUGGUGGAGCAGAUAGGGGCGGGACAAGGAGUUGACGGGAGGGAAGAGCGCCAGGGAUCCAUCCAUCGCCCACCGGCCACCGCCCCGUCCGCCCGGCCAUGGCGAUGGCGCCGAGGAGGCGGACGCUGCUCAAGGUCAUCGUCCUCGGCGACAGCGGGGUCGGGAAGACGUCGCUGAUGAACCAGUAUGUGAACAAGAAAUUCAGCCAGCAGUACAAGGCGACCAUCGGCGCCGACUUCCUCACCAAGGAGGUCCUCAUCGAGGACAGGCUCGUCACCUUGCAGAUAUGGGAUACGGCAGGGCAGGAGAGGUUCCAGAGCCUCGGCGUGGCCUUCUACAGGGGAGCCGACUGCUGCGUGCUGGUCUACGACGUCAAUGCCAAAAGAACCUUCAAUACGCUCGGUACCUGGCACGACGAGUUCAUCAACCAAGCUGGCCCAUCAGACCCGAAGCAGUUUCCCUUCAUUUUGGUCGGGAACAAGGUCGAUCUGGACUCUGGGAGCAGACGAGUGGUUCCCGAGAAGAAAGCAAAGGACUGGUGCGUCGCCAAGGGCGACAUUCCCUACUUUGAAACCUCGGCCAAGGACGACUGCAAUGUCGACACUGCUUUCCUGUGCAUCGCCAAGCUUGCCUUGGAGCAUGAGCACGAUCAAGACAUCUACUUCAAUUCAGUUGCAGAACAAGGCCCUAAACCUGAAGGACAGACGAGCGGAUGCGCGUGCUAGCUAGCAUCUUGGCAUUUCUGUUCAGUGGCUACAAUUCUGCCUGCGCGCACUACAUUUGUCGCGCCGUAGGUACGAUGUAUGACUUGCUUCUGUGUCCGUUCUUGAAUGUAAUGUACCAUACGGUAGUUAGUGACUGAUCAACAGUUGCAAGCUAUGCUCCCCUAGCUGGGCAAUAAAAUGUAAACAGUUCCGACAAAGCCAUUGUUGUCAAACUAAUUCUUCGUCGGUUGUAACAUGUAGCAUUUCAACCGCUUGAUCUGAUUGUAACAGAGCAUACUCACUCUAGUUCACUGCAAAUAAAUAAACUGCAUUCUGGUUUUUUCCCA
This is a messenger RNA of Hordeum vulgare subsp. vulgare (domesticated barley), 1157 nucleotides long. RefSeq names its product ras-related protein Rab7-like. Bases 205 to 831 code for a protein of 208 amino acids. The transcript has 7 exons. Gene Ontology annotation, cellular component: vacuolar membrane. NCBI's taxonomy places the organism in Eukaryota, Viridiplantae, Streptophyta, Magnoliopsida, Poales, Poaceae. Gene Ontology annotation, molecular function: GTPase activity; GTP binding. The record is from RefSeq and is a predicted model, not a curated record.